UCCGGGUCGUUGUUUAGCCAAGACGAGGAAGAAGAGAGUGAGUUUCGCCGAUUUGAGGAGAGGAGGAGAAGAAGAGCGGCGGCGGUAGAGAGGUAAGAGGGGAGAAGACGGCGAUUGAAGGCUAGGGUUUUGGUUUGGAGGAGAGGCGAGAGAGGUUGAGAAGGCAGAGAGAGGAUGAUGGCGGCGGCGGUGUUAGAUGAUGGCUAGGGUAUCGUUCUU
This is a messenger RNA of Linum tenue, 219 nucleotides long. The record is from the annotation of a GenBank genome assembly. Lineage: Eukaryota; Viridiplantae; Streptophyta; Magnoliopsida; Malpighiales; Linaceae.